AUGGCACCAUCAGCAACAACCGAAUCUGCCCUCUCAACCCAAAAGAAGAUUGGAGAAGGAGAUGUACAGGUUGAAGAGCAUGAGAAAAUUGAACAUAUUCAUGGUGGAGAUGAUUUAACGCCGCUAGAGGCUAUUAGCCAUGGAGGUGUGCUUAUGUCUGGUAUCCCAACCUUCCCUACUCACGAGGCCCACCGCCAUCACAUCCUCAUCCACAUGGCAGCCGUCUUCCGUGACUUUUCUCGUCGUGGUUUCACAGAAGGGAUGGCAGGACAUAUUUCCGUUCGAGACCCAGAGUUUGAAAAUUACAUCUGGAUGAAUCCUCUUGGAAGACAUUUUGGUCUGAUGACUGCUGGUGACAUGAUAUGUCUGGAUUUAGAUAGUGGGAAAGUCGUUGGAGGCAAUAAGUCUCGUCCCGCUAAUGCUGCUGGAUUUUUGAUCCAUUCCGCAAUCCAUAAAGCACGUCCUGAUGUUCAUGCUGUUUGUCACGCACACACAGAUGCUGGGCGGGCAUGGUCCGUCUUCGGUCGCCCCCUCGACAUGUUAAACCAAGAUAUAUGCAACCUCCACAACAGCAUCGCAGUAUACGCUGCAUACGGUGGCAUCGUAUUCGCCGCCGAAGAAGGCGCCAACAUUGCCCGCGCCCUUGGUAGUCACAAUAAAGUAGCAAUUCUACUAAACCACGGAUUAUUAAGCACUGGAUCCACGGUCGAUGAAGCUGGAUACUUAUUCACAUUAUUAGAUAGGGGAUGUCAGAUACAAUUGCAAGUUGAAGCGGCUGUAGGUGGAACCAGAGAUGAGAAUGGACAGUUGAAGAAAGGCGUUCAUGUUAUUAGUGAUGAGGAGGCGGCGUAUAAUUUUAAAAUGGCAAGUGAGAAGAAUGCGUUGUAUGCUGAGAUGCAGCCGGAUGUUGACUAUGAGAUGGAGAUGGCGGGGCCUGGGGUUGUCGAGAGAGGGGUUGAGGGACAGAUGAUAGAUCAUGGGUUGUGA
Molecule: messenger RNA, 987 nt
Organism: Sclerotinia sclerotiorum 1980 UF-70
Lineage: Eukaryota; Fungi; Ascomycota; Leotiomycetes; Helotiales; Sclerotiniaceae
Exons: 4
Coding region: 1-987 (328 amino acids)
Cellular component (GO): cytoskeleton
Molecular function (GO): actin filament binding
Source: RefSeq, a predicted model, not a curated record